CGGCCCUGUGGCCAUGGCCCCAGUACAUCCAAACCUCCGAGCAGAGCUACGCCAUCUUCCCGCACACCUUCCAAUUCCAGUACCACGUCAGUUCGGCCGCGCAGGAGGAUACACAGCAGAAGGAAGAACUUGGUGAUUUUAAAAAUGAAACAAAAUACAAAUAAAACGUCUAAGCCCCAGAGCUGCCCUUCCUCCCAUCUCCUUCCACUCCACUUCCUCACCUCCACACAGGAGAGUGAAGCAGGGCAGCUUUUUCCAGUUGAUACCUUCUUUUUUGAUUCGUUUUUGUUUUUAACAGCAGGAAAAUGGCAUAUGUCAGAGAAGAAUUCGUUGGUUAUCCUUGUUGUCACUCCUGGAUGUGACCAGUUUCCUUCUUUGGAGUCUGUGGAGAAUUACACCCUGACCGUAAAUGAUGAGCAGUGUUUCCUCCUCUCAGAGACUGUCUGGGGCGCCCUCCGAGGUCUGGAGACUUUUAGCCAGCUUAUUUGGAGAUCUCCUGAGGGCACGUUCUACAUCAACAAGACGGAGAUUGAGGACUUCCCCCGCUUCCCUCACCGGGGCUUGUUGUUGGAUACGUCUCGCCAUUACCUGCCACUGGCUAGCAUCCUGGACACUCUGGAUGUCAUGGCGUACAAUAAAUUCAACGUGUUCCACUGGCAUCUGGUCGAUGACCCUUCCUUCCCAUAUGAGAGCUUCACUUUUCCAAACCUCACCAAAAAGGGGUCCUACAACCCUGCCACCCACAUCUACACAGCACAGGAUGUGAAGGAGGUGAUUGAAUAUGCGCGGCUUCGGGGUAUCCGUGUGUUGGCAGAGUUCGACACUCCCGGCCACACUCUGUCAUGGGGACCAGGUGUCCCUGGAUUAUUAACUCCUUGCUACUCUGGGUCUCACCCUUCUGGCACCUUUGGGCCAGUGAAUCCCGCUCUCAACAAUACCUAUGAGUUCAUGAGCACGUUCUUCUUGGAGAUCAGCUCUGUCUUCCCAGAUUUUUAUCUUCACCUUGGAGGAGAUGAGGUUGACUUCACCUGCUGGAAGUCCAACCCAGAUAUCCAGGCCUUUAUGAAGAAGAAAGGCUUUGGUGACGACUUCAAGAAGCUGGAGUCCUUCUACAUCCAGACGCUGCUGGACAUCGUCUCUGCCUAUGGCAAGGGCUACGUGGUGUGGCAGGAGGUGUUUGAUAAUAAAGUAAAGGUUCAGCCAGACACAGUCAUCCAGGUAUGGCGAGAAAAGAUGCCUGUAAGGUACACGAAGGAGAUGGAACUGGUCACCAGUGCCGGCUUCCGGGCCCUGCUCUCUGCCCCCUGGUACCUGAACCACAUAACUUAUGGCCCUGACUGGAAGAAUAUCUACAUGGUGGAGCCACUGGCAUUUGAAGGUAGCCCUGAGCAGAAGGCUCUGGUGAUCGGCGGAGAGGCCUGUAUGUGGGGAGAGUAUGUGGACAGCACAAACCUGGUCCCCAGGCUCUGGCCUAGAGCAGGGGCUGUUGCCGAGAGGCUGUGGAGCAACAAGAUGCUGACCAACCUGGACUUUGCCUAUAAACGUUUGGCACACUUCCGCUGUGAGCUGCUGAGGCGGGGUGUCCAGGCCCAGCCCCUCAGCGUAGGCUACUGUGACGUGGAGUUUGAACAAACCUGAGCAAGUACCCCAGGCACCGAGGAGGGUGCUGGCCCUAGGAGAGCGGUAGCGGGGCCAGGCUUCCACUGUACCGCCCCCCCCAGGGGACGGGGCCCCUUGCCUACGUGCCUGUGUGCCUGGAGACAAGGGGGCUGGUGUUGGUGCUGGUGUCCAAUAAAGAGUGAUGUGGUGUUUUUCUAUAAUGAA
Molecule: messenger RNA, 1824 nt
Organism: Aethalodelphis obliquidens (Pacific white-sided dolphin)
Lineage: Eukaryota; Metazoa; Chordata; Mammalia; Artiodactyla; Delphinidae
Gene: HEXA
Product: hexosaminidase subunit alpha
Exons: 15
Coding region: 145-1638 (497 amino acids)
Biological process (GO): ganglioside catabolic process; carbohydrate metabolic process; glycosaminoglycan metabolic process
Cellular component (GO): membrane; lysosome
Molecular function (GO): beta-N-acetylhexosaminidase activity
Source: RefSeq, a predicted model, not a curated record